AUGCCUGAAGGGCCUCCCCCAUCCCCCAGUCUCCGCGACGGCUGCCCUGGCUCCGCCAUACCUGACGAAGAUGAGUACUUUCAACCAACACCGUUGAUAGUCUUCUCUGUCGCUCGUGAUACUCAACGGCUGAUGCUUCGCCGUUCACACUACCUACGCCUUGGUCCACGGAGAGUUAAUCGGGUUAUGCGUCCUCGGGGAAAUGUCCAUGCAAAUGUCAACACUGACCUCGAUACUGGCCUUGAGCACUGA
This is a messenger RNA of Penicillium antarcticum, 252 nucleotides long. RefSeq lists its product as uncharacterized. The transcript has a single exon. The record is from RefSeq and is a predicted model, not a curated record. NCBI's taxonomy places the organism in Eukaryota, Fungi, Ascomycota, Eurotiomycetes, Eurotiales, Aspergillaceae. Bases 1 to 252 code for a protein of 83 amino acids.